GCUCUCAGGGCUACAGGUAGGUGGGUACCCCAGUGCAUGGCAGGCAAUGGGGCAGGUGAGAAACACUGUGCAAUGCCCAGAUGAAUGGGGGGACUUUGGGGGGGUCCCUCUUUGCAUCCACCAGUACCCCACCAGCUCCCCAUUCUGCCUGCCAGGUGCAAAAUAGCGUCCCUCUGAAAGACACCCCACUUAAAAACCAAACCGGGGGGGCCAGGAGGAAACCCCGGGGGGUGGGACCACCAGCCCUUUGCAUGGGUCUGUCCUGUCCCCGCCCCCCCACGGUGCCGAGUAACCCCGCAGUGGCUUGUGGGGGAUGUUCUCACGACUCCAUUGCCUCUUGUUUUCCUUCUCCGUAGCCUCUGGUCCCCGCCCCUCAGGAGUUUGGCCAGCGCAGGUGGGUUGAGAUCCAGCCCUCUGGCCGGCCCAGUGGAUAGGAUCCGCACUGGGCCUUGGGUUCUUUUUUGUGGCUGCGGACUCGUGAGGUUCCUGCUCUGUGCCUCAGUUUCCCCUGGACAGUUCUUUGAGCUCUACCCCGGUGGGUCUGGCUCCACCACAGUCACAGCCCAAAGGAAGUCAAGGCCCUGUGGCACUAGGCGCUGUACAUGCCGGGCCUCUCGCGCCAUGCUGGCCAAAGGCGUAAAGCGCAGCCAUGGGGAGAUGGAGGGCGAGGACCCGGAGCCCCGCGACCCCGGCGCCGCCCCGGCCAGCGCCUUGCUCGACAUCUCCAUGCUGAAGCUGCACCAGAGCCUGCGGCACGUGGAGCCCGACCUGCGGCACCUGGUGCUGGUGGCCAACACCUUGCGCCGGAUGCAGGGCCACAUGCAGCUGCAGGCGGGGGGGCCAUCCGGCCAACAGCCGCCCUCCCCGGGCCAGGGGGGCGACCUCCUUCUCUCCACCAUGGACGCCUCGCUCUGCUCCUCCAUCUCCACCCUCCUGGAGGACUUGGGACAGCUGGAGAGCCUGAGCCCGGCGCGGCCCGAGGAGGAGCAGCUGCUGGCCGGGGAGUGCGGCACCAAGCCGGAGCCGGCCCCGGGCCACGGCCCCUUGGACCUACUCAGCUCCGCCAGCUACCUGACGGAGGACGGCCUGGAGGACAUCUUCGAGGACAUCGACACCUCCAUGUACGACUGCGACCUGUGGUCGCCCACCAGCCUCUCCGGCUUCAAGGCCUUCCCGGGCGCCGAGGGCUUGGACAGCAAGGCGCUGGCCGGUGCCGAGGGCCGGCUGGACAUGAGCGACCUGGACUACCUGAUGGACGUGCUCGUGGGGGGACACGGCCUCUGAGGGCGGGAGGGGGGACAGGAUUAAAAAACCCCGGUCUAAUUUAUUGGGGCCUGAUCCUCAGCUGGGGUAAAUCCAUUCCUGUCAGGAGCUGGAGUCCGGCUCUGGUUCCUCUCAGCCACGCUCCGGCCACUCGGUCCUGCUCUCGGGGGGCUUUGCCCCCAGACGAUACCCCCUUGGAGGGGCACACGCCAGCUCUGGACUGACCGGGGAAGGGCCCUGGACCCUGCCCCCGAGGUAAGGGGUGGAUUGGGGCAUGGAUGGCAUGUUCUGUGGUGACUUUUCUCUGCCCUGCCCAGGGCUUAUGCGGGGAGCAGCCCGGAGGUUGCUCUGACCGACCCCAGGGCUCAGACUACGGGGAGCACGCUGUAACCCCGGCCCAAGAGCAGUGGCCGAGAAGUGACCUGUUCCAUAAACCCCUCCCUGCUGCCCCGGCCCCCCGGCUCCCCCCCACCCCCCUGCCCGCC
Messenger RNA from Pelodiscus sinensis (Chinese soft-shelled turtle), 1748 nucleotides. Lineage: Eukaryota; Metazoa; Chordata; Testudines; Trionychidae. The record is from RefSeq and is a predicted model, not a curated record.